UCACGAGCGAAGACGGACCCAGGAAGUCACUGUUUCCUAACAACACGGAAGACUCCUUCCAGACACGGUCUUCCUUCUACCCACAAUUCACGGAUGCCAUCACCUUUAUCGACCCGCACCUAGAGAGCCAAGCUUACGCAAUCUGUAAAAACAACACCGAAUGCCUAUUCGACAUAAGCCAAACGGGUGACAUAAGCUACGGCCAUGUGCUGUUGGAGGCUGAUGAAGAAUUUCGCUAUAAACAAGAUAUGCUCAACAUGUUUCCUCCCACUCUAAAUGGACCCGGCACUGUGUAUGCGACCGUGGGUACAACAGUGACCGUAGUUAUCACAGCUACCGACCCUUCUACACGUUUUCCAACCUUUGCACUGGGACCAGAGGUCCCUGAUACCGUGGAACUACGUGUGAGGGAGUCAGAGGCAACUUUGAUCUGGCAGGUGACGUCUGCCUCACCGUUUAAACUCCAAGUCGAUGUUUAUAACGCCGAGAACACGACAGCCCAAUACUGGCCCGUGGUUUACAUGUGUUCAUGUCAAAAUGGUGGUAACUGUGACUCAAGCGUGGAUCCUGACCCCUCCAUUGCAGGUGGCGAAAACAAAUUUUUCAGACGGACAUGCAGCUGUGCACCAGGCUACGCCGGAGAUGACUGUGGGUUCCAGGUGGACGCAUGCUUGGUGAACUUGAACCCAUGUUUCCCUGGGUCGGAGUGCACAGAUCUCCCUCCGCCAGCUGGGUUUGGUGCGGAUGGAUACACGUGCGGACCAUGUCCAGACGGGUACACCGGAGACGGCAUCAACUGUCAAGGUCAGAGAAGUUGA
Molecule: messenger RNA, 818 nt
Organism: Branchiostoma belcheri (Belcher's lancelet)
Lineage: Eukaryota; Metazoa; Chordata; Leptocardii; Amphioxiformes; Branchiostomatidae
Product: mucin-like protein
Exons: 4
Coding region: 249-818 (189 amino acids)
Source: RefSeq, a predicted model, not a curated record